UGGUAAAACUCGGCCCGCCGUCACGUCAUCUUGGGAAGUGUAGUUCCACCUUCCUCCAGAUCUAGGGGCGUGGGCGACUUGGAACUGCAUUUCCCAGCAGGCUGCGCUCACCGUUAGAGUAGCCGGACCACGGGCUGGUGGGGUGAAGCCCUCAUCCUGGGUCUUUUAAUUUCUCAGGCGGAACGAGUGGCGGCGGACAGAGGCCUUUGGCGGCGCUGUCUGUGGGUUUUCUGGGCUUGAGGAACUGGGUACGGAGACCGCGGCGCCGGCCGCCGGUCACCCAGCUCUGCUUCCAGUCGUGGGGCAAAAAGCUGAGGCGCUUCUCCUUUAAUUGCGGUGGGCGGGGCGUGCCGACGCGGCCCGCGUUGCUAUUGGUGGCCGUUGGGGGCGCGGAAACUGAACUGGCCGCAACGGCCACCGCCGCUGCCUUCGGCGCCGCCAGCCUGGCCAUGGCUGCGCCCUGCGCGGUAAGCCCAGCCGACUGCAGCUCCCCAGGCCUCAGUCUACCCGCUGGGACACUGGGCGCCUAGUGGCCAGAGCGAUGGCUUCGAGGGGCGGGUGGGGCGCCAGGUUCCAGGGUAGUUCUCUUCAGGUCCAGUUUACCGUCUGUGCUGGGUCGGGCACUUUUUGAGCCCCUCCUGCGUGCCAGGCCCUGCGCUGGGUUUCUGGAGCGAACAAACAGGCCUCUGCCUCCAUCGUUUGCAUCCUAGCGAGGGACACACGACCAAGUCCUGACUCAUGUGUGACCUGGGGCUGGUAUCGGGCCUCUGUAGCCAUUUUCCCCGUCCUUAGCAGUGGGUGGCUGCGUGGGGUCUUGUUGAGGGUACACCCUGCUCCAGCAGGGGGGUACAGCAGGACGCUGGGAUGCCCAGGCUUGCAGUGUGAGCCGGGUGGAGUGUCCCUCUCUGAGUCCACGUUCCUCCAGAGGUCCUCAUUUCGAGAGAUUCCUUUGAACGGGCCUGGCCUUCUGGCUGAUAGGAGAGUCAGGGAGGGUAGGUGGUAGCCUGUGAUGCCCUGAGGCACUUGAGGAUGUGGACGGAGAGUCCAGGCUAGGAUACCGACCUUUUGACUCCUAAUCUGGUACUCUACCUCCCUUCCUGUCCCCCGUGUGUAAACCACUGUUGAGGGAGAUGAGGCCCACAUGCAGGGAACUACAGAGGGGAGGCGGUGUUGAGAGAUAUCAGGGGACCUGCUGGUCAGAGGUGGACCUGAACUUGCCUCUGCCCACUGAGCCUGGAGGUGGACACUCUCUUACCCAUGUUCUUUCAAGAAGCUCAGGAGGACCCCUCGCUGGAAAGGCAUUUUAAGGGCCACCGAGAUGCAGUUACCUGUGUGGACUUCAGUAUCAACACAAAGCAACUGGCCAGUGGCUCCAUGGACUCAUGCCUCAUGGUCUGGCACAUGAAGCCGCAGUCACGCGCCUACCGCUUCACUGGCCACAAGGAUGCCAUCACCUGUGUGAACUUCUCUCCUUCGGGACACCUGCUUGCUUCUGGCUCCCGAGACAAGACUGUCCGCAUCUGGGUACCCAAUGUCAAAGGUGAGUCAACUGCGUUUCGUGCACACACAGCCACAGUGAGGAGUGUCCACUUCUGCAGUGAUGGCCAGUCCUUCGUGACAGCCUCUGACGACAAGACAGUCAAAGUGUGGGCAACUCAUCGUCAGAAAUUCCUGUUCUCCCUGAGCCAGCACAUCAACUGGGUCCGCUGUGCCAAGUUCUCCCCCGACGGGCGACUCAUCGUGUCUGCCAGUGAUGACAAGACUGUUAAGCUCUGGGACAAGAACAGCCGGGAAUGCGUCCACUCGUAUUGCGAGCAUGGCGGCUUUGUCACCUACGUGGACUUCCACCCCAGUGGAACGUGCAUUGCCGCUGCCGGCAUGGACAACACAGUGAAGGUGUGGGAUGUGCGGACUCACCGGCUGUUGCAGCAUUAUCAGUUGCACAGUGCUGCAGUGAACGGGCUCUCUUUCCACCCGUCGGGAAACUACCUGAUCACGGCCUCCAGUGACUCGACCCUGAAGAUCCUGGACCUGAUGGAGGGCCGGCUGCUCUACACGCUCCACGGGCAUCAGGGACCAGCCACCACUGUUGCCUUUUCAAGAACGGGGGAGUAUUUUGCUUCUGGAGGCUCUGAUGAACAAGUGAUGGUUUGGAAGAGUAACUUUGAUAUUAUUGAUCAUGGAGAAGUCAUGAAAGUGUCGAGGCCCCCAGCCACACUGGCCAGCUCCACGGGGAAUCUGCCAGAAGUGGACUUCCCUGGCCCCCCAGGCAGAGGCAGGAGUGUGGAGUCUGUGCAGAGCCAGCCCCAGGAGCCCGUGAGCGUGCCCCAGACACUGACCAGCACGCUGGAGCACAUUGUGGGCCAGCUGGAUGUCCUCACUCAGACAGUCUCCAUCCUGGAGCAGCGGUUGACACUGACAGAGGACAAGCUGAAGCAGUGUCUGGAGAACCAGCAGCUAAUCAUGCAGAGAGCAACACCAUGAUCAGGGGAGCAAGAAUCAGGAGCUCGGUUGAUUUGCGGGUGGCAGGCCAGGGAUUUGUACCGUGGGACUUGGGUAAAUAAAGGGAACUGGACUCUGUGGGAAUCACAUCCAUACCGGAGCCCUGGAUUUUUGCAGUUCUGCCGUCCACCUUGCUGUCUGCACCAGGAGGCUCUCCACCUGGCAGCCAGAGGUCCCCAGUGGGCCGGGCUCACACACAAAUGAUGCUUCAGACCCGACUGAGAGGACCACAUUUUCCUUAAUGUAAAGGAGCCACUUGAAAAUGCCUGCUCCCUGGGGGUCCCGAGACUGUGGUCCCCCUCUGGAGGAGGUGGCCCCACGAUGCCUUGAUGUUCACUCAUCAUUUGGACACGUGAUUGGCUUUUGCCACCCCUGCCAUGGCGUAGAAAUUGACUGCACAUUGAUUGGAUGAGCCGGGGGUUUUCUCUCAAUCUGACUAAAGGCCCAAAGUGGGCCCAUCUGAGUCAGGUUUGUCGGGAACAAGCCCUCUCGAGUGGGUGGUGGCUUUCAGUGGCCCUGAUUUCUGUUCCACACGUGUUCACUGGAGCCAGGUGGCUUCCUCCUCCUCGUGUGAGUGAGAGCACAGGAAUCUCAAAAUUAAACGUGACUUCAUUGCACUUGUUGCAGGAGUGGCUUA
This is a messenger RNA of Piliocolobus tephrosceles (Ugandan red Colobus), 3139 nucleotides long. RefSeq names its product POC1 centriolar protein A (gene POC1A). Gene Ontology annotation, molecular function: protein binding. Gene Ontology annotation, cellular component: ciliary basal body; centriole. Lineage: Eukaryota; Metazoa; Chordata; Mammalia; Primates; Cercopithecidae. The record is from RefSeq and is a predicted model, not a curated record. The coding region runs from base 1258 to 2484 and encodes 408 amino acids. The transcript has 11 exons. Gene Ontology annotation, biological process: cilium assembly.